AUGGCGGAUACGGCAGAGAGCGGCAAGGCCGAGGAGAAGUCCGAGCAGAAGGCGGAGGUGCUCUUCGAGGACGUGCUGGAGCGGUGCUGCGGCACCGGCCGCUGGCAAACGCUGCUCAUCGGGUACAUGUCCGUCAUGUGGCUGCUCUUCCCCGUCUUCUCCAUGUCCAUGAUGUUCGUCGGCGCCACGCCCAAGUUUAGAUGCGCCGACGGCUUCGCCGCCAACGUCACUUUCGCCAAUCUGCCGUCCGAUACACCGCGCUGCCACGCGGCCAACUCGACGGCCGCCUGUCAGCGCUGGGCGUUCGACCCUUCCGUGUACGUGUCGACGGUGGUGACUGAGUGGACGCUGGUGUGCGGCCGCAAGCCGCUGCUCUCACUGCUGCAGACGUGGCUGAUGAUCGGCGGCCUGUUCGGCUCGGUGGCGAGCGGCCAGCUGGCCGAUCGCUUCGGCCGGCGGCCCGUCUUCCUGCCGGCCAUGCUGCUGCUGAUCGCCUGUGCGUUCACCGUCGCGCUCGUCACCGACUACGCCAGCUUCGCGGCCGUGCGCUUCCUGACGGGCGUCGCCACGUCGGCCAUGAUCAGCAGCCAGUACGUGCUGGUUCUGGAGCUGUGCAGCAGCGAGCGGCGCGCCGCGAUCGGUAUCGUCUCAAUCAUGCCAUUCGCCUUUGGCACCUGCUUCGUCGCGCUCGGCUCGUACCUGAUCCGCACGAGAUGGCUGCUCCAGCUGGCGUACGCCGUGCCGUGUCUUAUCUUCCUGUUCAACUUCUGGCUGAUGCCCGAGUCGCCCCGCUGGCUGGUGCUGCAGGGCCGGUUCCCGGAGGCGUGUGCCGUGCUGCGCCGGGGCGCGCGCUGGAAC
Pollicipes pollicipes is the source of this 858-nucleotide messenger RNA. RefSeq names its product organic cation transporter-like protein. The transcript has a single exon. Gene Ontology annotation, biological process: transmembrane transport. Gene Ontology annotation, cellular component: membrane. NCBI's taxonomy places the organism in Eukaryota, Metazoa, Arthropoda, Thecostraca, Pollicipedomorpha, Pollicipedidae. The annotation marks the transcript as partial. Gene Ontology annotation, molecular function: transmembrane transporter activity. The record is from RefSeq and is a predicted model, not a curated record.